Vombatus ursinus (common wombat) is the source of this 1939-nucleotide messenger RNA. Its product is annotated as zinc finger protein 69 homolog. Lineage: Eukaryota; Metazoa; Chordata; Mammalia; Diprotodontia; Vombatidae. The record is from RefSeq and is a predicted model, not a curated record. Gene Ontology annotation, biological process: regulation of DNA-templated transcription. The transcript has 5 exons. The coding region runs from base 228 to 635 and encodes 135 amino acids.
GGCUGGGGCUGGGGUAGAGUGCAGCCCCUGGGGAGGGUCCAGCUCUCUUGACCUUGUUGGAGUCCCCUGGGGGACUGAUCUGGGGGGACUAAUCUGACCAGGUAAGACCUUUCCCCAGAGCUUCCGGGCAGUGGCUGAGGACGAGGAGCAGAUUCUGAGGCCUGGGGGGGGGCAGGACGUACAUCCAGUCAGAAGCCCCCAGAAAGGAGGACCCAGGCCAGGUCGCCAUGGAGACUGGGACAAUGGACAGAGACUCUGCCCUCCUCCGAGAGAUGAGCAGAGGUCAGCUUGAGGAAGGAGUGACCUCUGGGCUCCCAGUAGCACCCGGCUCCCUGCCAUCACUGACCUUCCAGGAAGUGGCUGUGGCCUUCAGCCAGGAGGAGUGGAGAUGCCUGUACCCCGCUCAGAAGAGCCUGUACCGAGAGGUCAUGCUGGAGAACUAUCGGCACCUCGUCUUCCUGGGGCUUCCGGUUUCCAAACCAGAGCUGAUCUCCCAGCUGGAGUGUGGGGGAGGCCCGUGGAUGCCGUUGGAGGAAGAGCCAAGAAGCCCCCGUACAGAAUUUGAAACUAAGCUAGAGACCCAGAAGACAAGAGAAAGGCAUUUCUGUGGAAGAAUCAUCCAAGUACAGACUUAGAAAGGUUGGUCCCUGGGAAGCUAAGCCUGGAGAAACUUGCAGUUGUGAUAUCAAGUGUGAUAGACAUCAGUGCAACAAGGAGAGAGAGUUGAAGCCAGGAACUCAGGAAGAGAUUCAUAAUGAGGCAAAAAGACAUGAAUGUAACAAAUUUAGGGAAAAUUUCAGUUUGCAGUUAGUCUUUGGUUUACACAGGAAUGUUUUUUCCAAAAAGAGGCUCUAUAAAUAUGACACACAUGGAAAUAAUGUCAAGCCAUCUUCAGACCUGAGUAGUCAUAAUGGAAUCUCAGGAACGAAAUCUCACAAGGACAAUGAGUGUAAUAAAGCCUUUAGUGACUACACAGAUCUUAUUCAGGAUCACAAAAUAAUUACUAAAGCAAAACCUUAUACAUGUAUUGGAUUUGGCAGAGCUUUCCAUCAGAGGCAACGCCUUACUCAACACCAUAGAAGUCAUCCAGCAGGGAAACAUACCUGUAGAGAUUGUGGAAGAACCUUUAGCCAACUGACAAACAUUAUUCCACAUCGGGAAAUUCACAAUGGGAGUAAAUUCUCUGAUUGUAGUGACUAUAGGAAUUCCUUAAGCAAUAGUUCAUCCCUUAUUCUGUGUCACAUAAUUCGUAGUGGACAGAAAUUCUAUGAAUGUCACAAAUGCAGGAAGCUCUUCAGCAAUCACAGAAACCUUUUUAUACACCAGAAAAUUCAUUUUGGAGAAAAACCCUAUAAAUGUAGUGAAUGUGGAAAAGCGUUCACACAGAGAGGAAACCUUACUGAACAUCAGAAGAUUCAUACUGGAGAGAGACCAUAUAAAUGUAAUGUAUGUGAAAAAGCUUUCAGCCAACAAGGACGUCUUACGGAACAUCAGCAAGUUCAUAAUGGAGACAAACCCCGUAAAUGUAGUGAAUGUGGAAAAUCCUUCAUCCAAAAACGAUAUCUAAUUGAGCAUCACAGAAUUCAUAGUGGAGAGAAACCCUAUCAUUGUCAUGAAUGUGGGAAGUCUUUCACUGGUCAUUCAGGCCUCAUUGUACAUCGAAUAAUUCAUACUGGAGAGAAACCUUAUAAUUGUAAUAUAUGUAAGAAAGCAUUCAGCCGGAGAGGAGGCCUUUCCUGACAUCAGAAAAUUCAUAAUGGAGAUAAACCCUAUAAAUGUAAUGAUUGCGGGAAAGAUUUCUCCCAGAGGGGACACCUUACAGAACAUCAGAGAAUACAUACUGGGGAGAAGCCAUAUAAAUGUAAAUUAUGUAGAAAAGUCUUCAGUCAUCUACAAAGCCUCACUAAACAUCUGAAAAUUCAUUCUGGAGAAAAACCAU